AUGUCGGACGAUCAGCCCCGCAGAAGUCGGCGAUCCUCCAUCUCCGAGCAUAUCCAGCGCGUCUUUAAUGUGGAUCGACUGGACAAGAAACGCCCGAGUGAUGAUUUUCAGGCGGAGGCGAGGCACGCUGCCUUGGUACCCAAAUCCGAGAUCACCAUCGGCUUUGAGGUCGGCCCUGGCAGUACCAUCGCGGGCGAAACCAUGCCCAGUUCUUUCACUCUUUCAUCUCAAAAUUCUCGACUACCAUCCAUCAGUACGCCAAGUUCAAGUCCCCUAGUUCAUCCAGUGCGGGUUCAAGAUGAAGACUCCAAACAGCCGGCAUCAGACAUGACUACCCCUGAUAUGACUACCCUUAAUACUAAUACCGCCAACCAUGCAACUACCGCAGACAAAGAUCUCAUCUGCAAAUCUCCAACCUGGGAGAAAGAGGUCAACCGCAAAGAACGACGCGCCACCAAGCGACUCGAGGCCGAGCGCAAAGAACUCGAGAAACGCCUUUCCUCUCUGGAUGAGGCCCAACUCAAAUUAGAGCAAGGCAUCUACGACAGAAGCUCUCGUCGCUUGACAAAAAAGCAACCGCUAGGCACCUCAGCCCGCUCAUCGAGCGCCAAUACCGAAAGACCCAGAUCAGCAAGCUUUACCUCCCUUUUCUCGUCUAAGCGACGGUCUCGAUCGCGAGCAAGUUCAAUGACUGGAAGUGACCGGGAAUCGCGCAGUUCAAUCGAGAAUGGACCCCCAACACUUCCCUUAACUUUGCCUGAACAGUUUGGUACUGCGGUCUCUCGGGAACUUGCAACCCGCCACGGAACAAGUCUGGUGCCGUCUCAUCAGAUGACUCGGGCGCUGCAUCACACCACGGCCAAGUCGGAUGAUCUUCGUGAGAGCUGGAAGAUGGCCGAAGAGUGGAAGAAGAAGAAUGGAGGAGCAGAGCCGGACAUGGACAACAUCGUGACAACGAGAAGGGCAUCGUUCAGAUCGAAAUUCAACAGGUCGGAGAAACACCCUACCAGCGGAUUCUCCAAUGGCUAUGCCCCCAGCAAGGCUAUACCUGCACCGGAGCCAGCUCCCCACGCACACUCGAAGGCGACGGAAUUAUCUGCAGAUCUCGACCGCGAUUCAUUCACUGCAGCACUCCGAGCCGAGAGAAACACGCCAGGCAUGGCAAGCAGAACACCCAACGCAUCAAGUCCUCACAGUACCCCUCCGCGGAAUAAGACCCCAAGAAAUACUGCACAGCUUGAAGCUUGCCCGCCAGCUUCGGUCAUCGCGGCCCGUCAAGCGAACAGCGCGCUGCAUGCUCAUCCAGAGAACUCUCCGACUCAAACUAGCCCGAAGGCUUUUCAUGGCUCGACAGCGACAGCCGCAUCGACAACGGGGAAUUUCCCAAAGAAAGGCCGAGUCGAUAAUAGUCCAAAGACUUACAAGUCCUCUCCCCUGGCCCUGAAUCCUUUUACAAACAAAGAUGUCGAUCAAAAGCACGAGCGGUCUUUAAAAUCUGCAAUGCAAUCUACUGGUCAUGGUCAUGGUCAUGGCCAUGGAAAUACAACGCCGUCUCGUUUCCCCGAGGGACAAGGAGAGCGCCGUUUAAAUACAAAUGGGUUUAAGAGAUCAAGCCCACCAACUCGCCCAGUGUCGGACCAUUCGAUCGCUGCCAAAAUGCAAGCCCCCGUCCCUUUCCAGCAACAGCGCCCACCAAAUGAUAAAUCAAAAGAGAGCCGACCUGCGAGAAUAGUCUCGUCCGAGAUGAAUGAGCAUAUCUCGAGAGAUGCAAAGCUGUCUCCUCUAAUGGUUCCCCCACUGAAACAUUCUGGCAGACGAAACUCCACGCUGGGUAGCCUGUCAAAGCCAAACGAGACACAGGAGACGCUGAGCGUUGGGGCAGAGGCAGAAGUAAAUGCAGAGGCAUCGGGACUGGCACCGAUACCAGUCCUUGAUCAAGUGAAUUCAAAGAGUGAUUCCACACGCAAGGUCUACCAACUCACAGACGGAGGUCCAGGCAAUACCUCGAUGCAAAGCGUACACCGUCCGGGUCACAGUCGAACAUCAUCGCAUUCAUCAUACGGAGGAUCGAGCUACGAUACAGCGGACGAAGAGUUCCCCUACGCCAACCCAACCCUGGGUACGCAAAUACAAGAACCCGCCCCAAACGGAACAACCAACCCAAAUGCCUACCACAUCUCCAUCCCAAGGACAAAUCCAAAUCCCCCCCUCGCCCCAGAUGGCCCAAUUGCAAUGAUGCGAUCAAAUCUCGUCCAAAGAGUCAAAAAGCCCGUAAAAGACCAAGUCCUCGCAAAGUUAUUCGUCAUCUGCUGCUCUUGCAAAUGCUGGCACGAUAUGCCCUCAGAGAUCUACGCCCGACUAGCAUGUCCAGAGCGCCUCCCAUCCGAAUCUCGCCUCAUCCGAACAUUCUCUCGCAAAAGUUCGCGGCGGAACGCGAUCUUUUCUUCGGACCCAUCGGGUCGGGGUUUACCAAGUCAAUUAAGGGUGGCGAAUAACUCGAACAAGGGUGCUGGUGCUGGCCCUGGGACUGGGAUUGAGGGUACCUCCGAGCAGCGAAAUGGAAAUGGAAAUGGAAGUGGCGCUUCUCCUCCGUCGGUGCCUGUUCAAUGCAAUUGGUGUGGACAUGGUAUGACCCGAGCCUGUUGUCAAGGGUGGACUACUCUCGUCCAAAUGCGCGAGAGGCAUCACUAA
This is a messenger RNA of Penicillium manginii, 2691 nucleotides long. RefSeq lists its product as uncharacterized. The transcript has 3 exons. The record is from RefSeq and is a predicted model, not a curated record. Bases 1 to 2691 code for a protein of 896 amino acids. NCBI's taxonomy places the organism in Eukaryota, Fungi, Ascomycota, Eurotiomycetes, Eurotiales, Aspergillaceae.